Blepharisma stoltei is the source of this 714-nucleotide messenger RNA. Lineage: Eukaryota; Ciliophora; Heterotrichea; Heterotrichida; Blepharismidae. The record is from the annotation of a GenBank genome assembly.
AUGGAAACCUUUACAAAUAGGAACGGUUUGAAAAUAGCUUAUAAAUUUUCCAUAAAAAAUCCAGAAGACAAAAGAAUUUAUAUAGUCCUCCAAUUUGUGUUUUUCGAUAUGGAUUUUCUUAUUUACAGUUUUUUCAGCCAAAGUUUAGAAGUUAACACUUUUCGAUUCGAUUUUCCUGGGAAUGGUAAAAGUGAUGGAGAAUUUACUUAUGCAGGCCAUAUUAGUGAAGCUGGAGACAUAGACGAUGUUGUAAAAUUUUUAGUAUCCCGAGGCUAUAUAGUUGAAGGUAUUAUCGGGCAUUCAAAGUCAGCAACUGUCUCAAUUAUUUAUUCUGCCUUAUACGGUGAGGUAAAAAUUAUAAUUGCUAUUUGUCCAAAAUUUCAUAAGGGACUUAUCCCAGACUAUAUGGCACAGCAUGACGCGAUUAUUAAUUCAAAUGGAGAAAUAGUUCGCUACGCAUUUGGGUGCACAAGAGAAAUGGCUCAAGAAAUAUUGAAAAUUGAUAUGAAAUAUUAUUGUCAGAGGGCACGAGGCAAUAUUUAUAUUCUUCAUGGAUACGAAGAUGAGGUCGUAGCUUAUUCAGACUCUUUAGAGUUUGUAAAAGAGCUUGGAAGGAGAUGUAAAGGACAUUUUGCGUUAAAUUGUGAUCAUAUGCUUACUGGAGCAUUAGAUGAUGUAGUUACCAUUAUUAGCCAAAUUAUUCGUGAUAGUUAA